Molecule: messenger RNA, 1590 nt
Organism: Drosophila ananassae
Lineage: Eukaryota; Metazoa; Arthropoda; Insecta; Diptera; Drosophilidae
Gene: ITP
Product: CHH-like protein
Exons: 3
Coding region: 879-1367 (162 amino acids)
Biological process (GO): circadian rhythm
Cellular component (GO): extracellular region
Molecular function (GO): neuropeptide hormone activity
Source: RefSeq, a predicted model, not a curated record
UUUCGAUUCUCAUUCGGUUUGGGGUUUUUCCUCUUUCUUCUGUUCUGUUUCGCCGGAAAAUCCUUGCCCGCAGCCGAUUUCUUGCCAAUAGGCGUCUAUAGAUAAUACCCAAAUAUUUGGUGUGAUCAGGUCAAAUAUAUUUUCGGAAAAUCAACCGUGAGAUGUGCCUGCUAGCAAUGCUAAUUAAAUACGCAAAUAAUUGCGAAUAAUCAGUGCGAACGUGAGAAUGCCUGGGCUUUAAACGAAAACGGGUGCAACAUCGCCGAUGUCCAAUCCACAGCCAAAUCGGAGUGUCAAUUAUGUGGAAAUAUAUUUACAAAGAUGCCCCAAGAUAUAUCAGUGUCAGUGUGUGUGUGUUUUCGUGUCGUGUCUCCUGGCACUGAGUGUCACUAAAAGUCCGGAGUAAGUGCCUCCGGAGAGGGAGUGCUGUGCUGUGCUGUGUUUCUGCUCUCUUCCAGUCCAGUUCAGUGCGUGUAGAUCAGUUUCCGACAACAUCAAACAAACAAACAAACAGCAAAGCAAAGCGACAAUUCACAUUCAUUUCCAUUCAUUGCUCGCAGUUUGUCUGCGAUUAUCGCCAGUUUUGCUUUCGUUCCACUCGCUUCCACCACGCACGAACCGUAGUAGACAGUGGACAGUGGCCACUACAUACCAUAGGAGAGUGGGUGGGAGGUCGUGUGAAGUAGUGGGCGUGCGAACGAGGAGCUUUCCACAGAAAGUUUCAACGGGAACGCCCACUUAUGACGCCCCCUGUGACGCGUUAUCAGUGCACACACAACAACAAACACAAAGACUUGACCAAAAUCCAUACAAAAUGGCGAUAAGCGCAAGUGCCAGAGAGUUCCCUCGGGCCUAAAUCCCACACAAGAAACUCGUUUAUGCUGCACACCAUCAUCCCCCUUGCCCGAGCCCAACCCCCAGUCCAGGGAACUCCCCACCCGACCACCGGAUACCUUGCUGGUGCGAUAACCCACCAUCUGAAAGUUUGGGUGGCCCAGUCCGCUGAAAAACUCGCACCAAACCCGAAACAAGCGCCUAAGAUGUGUUCCCGCAACAUAAAGAUCUCGGUGGUGCUGUUUCUCGUCUUGAUACCAAUCUUCACCGCCUUGCCACACAACCACAAUCUGUCGAAGCGCAGCAAUUUCUUCGAUCUGGAGUGCAAGGGAAUCUUCAACAAGACCAUGUUCUUCCGACUGGAUCGCAUCUGCGAGGACUGCUAUCAGUUGUUCCGCGAGACGAGUAUACAUCGAUUAUGCAAGCAAGAAUGCUUCGGAUCGCCCUUCUUCAACGCCUGCAUAGAGGCUCUUCAGUUGCACGACGAGAUGGACAAGUACAACGAAUGGCGAGAUACCCUUGGUCGCAAGUAAAAUGGGAUUUGGCACCGUCACUGGCACGAGCACUUAACUUAAUUCUAUAAACUAUAAACUAAAAUAAAAUACCCUAUGUAUUAUUGAUAACUGUGGCAGAAUACGGCACGAACCAAUGGCAACCAGGAAACGAUCAACCCGAGGAAUGUGUAUCCACUUAACAAAAAACAAAAAAAAAAUUACUCUCUCGACUAAAUGCUAAAAAAAGAGAAGCAAAAAAAUG